AAACCCUCAUUUGAUUCUUGAAAGGUUUUCUACUUCUCUUCCAAUAUGUUUCCUUGCCAUUUGGUUGUUCCACUGCCGACCUCAGCCGAAUCACAUAUGCUGUAGUUAACCAUAUAUGCAUCACACUAACCUUAUAAAUAGUCUUCACUUUGAACUCUUUAAAUGCAAGCAUUAAUUCCCACAAGCACACUAAACUCAUCAAUGGCCUCUUCCAACAUCUUUUUCAUCAUUGCUAUUGUUACUGUCUUUGCGAUUCCAUCGAGUUUGGCCACUGAGUUUGUGGUUGGUGAUGAGAAAGGAUGGAGCCUUGAUUUUGAUUACCAAGCUUGGGCAGCUGGAAAGGAAUUUCGAGUUGGUGAUAAGCUUGUUUUCAGGUAUACACCAGGAGUUCAUAAUGUGGUUAGAGUCAGUGGAGUUGAGUUCCAACGAUGUGAAGCAGUAAAUAACACUGAUCCACUUACCACCGGAAAUGAUGUGAUUACACUGCUGACACCAGGAAGAAAAUGGUACAUUUGUAGUGUACCCAGGCACUGUGCAGCCCGUAACAUGAAGCUUAAUAUAACUGUGCUUUCUGAAGUGGGAUCCCCUUUUGCUGCUCCUGGUCCUAUUCCAGGCUCACAAACGCCAUCAUCUUCUACAAGAGGAAGUGCUGUGCUUAGCUUUUAUGGAUGGAUCGCAUUCAUGGUUAGCUUCGUCGGUGUGCUCCUUGUUUAA
Molecule: messenger RNA, 714 nt
Organism: Gossypium raimondii (Peruvian cotton)
Lineage: Eukaryota; Viridiplantae; Streptophyta; Magnoliopsida; Malvales; Malvaceae
Product: blue copper protein 1a
Exons: 2
Coding region: 163-714 (183 amino acids)
Cellular component (GO): plasma membrane
Molecular function (GO): electron transfer activity
Source: RefSeq, a predicted model, not a curated record